AUGACGGACGUCGAAAAGCAGACGGAAAUCCGCGAAAAGAAAGCACGCAACUUGAUGCGUGAGCUCAAGAUCCAGAAGCUCUGCCUCAACAUCUGCGUCGGAGAAUCCGGAGAUCGUCUCACCCGUGCCGCGAAGGUUAGUUUCGAUUCGCAUAAAGUUAAACAAGUAAGAUUCUUUUUCAGGUGCUCGAACAGCUCACCGGACAGACUCCAGUGUUCUCGAAGGCCCGCUACACCGUCAGAACGUUCGGAAUCCGCAGAAACGAGAAGAUCGCCGUCCACUGCACUGUCCGUGGCCCGAAGGCCGAAGAGAUCCUCGAGAAGGGACUCAAGGUCAAGGAAUACGAGCUGUACAAGGAGAACUUCUCCGACACGGGUAACUUCGGAUUUGGAGUUCAGGUGAGCUAAAAAUUAUCACUAAAAUGAAUCAAGCGAUUAUCGGUGAUAUUUUCAGGAGCAUAUCGAUCUCGGAAUCAAGUACGAUCCAUCCAUCGGAAUUUACGGAAUGGACUUCUACGUUGUUCUCGACCGCAGCGGAGGAAGAGUCUCCAAGCGUAGACGCGUGCCAGGACGUAUCGGAGUGUCCCACCGUGUUGGACGUGAGGAGUCUAUCAAGUGGUUCCAGCAGAAGUACGAUGGAAUCAUCUUGCCACCAAAGCCAAAGGCCAAGAAGAACGUGUAUCGCCGCCGCUAA
This is a messenger RNA of Caenorhabditis sp. 36 PRJEB53466, 693 nucleotides long. The record is from the annotation of a GenBank genome assembly. NCBI's taxonomy places the organism in Eukaryota, Metazoa, Nematoda, Chromadorea, Rhabditida, Rhabditidae.